Molecule: messenger RNA, 747 nt
Organism: Aspergillus nomiae NRRL 13137
Lineage: Eukaryota; Fungi; Ascomycota; Eurotiomycetes; Eurotiales; Aspergillaceae
Exons: 1
Coding region: 1-747 (248 amino acids)
Source: RefSeq, a predicted model, not a curated record
AUGGACGACAGCGACGCAACCCCACAUUAUUGUCUGAGUCCGCCGCCGAGGCCCAUUGCGCUUCGACCCGAGAGCAUAUCACGUUCUGAAAUACUUGUCACUGUGAAGAAUCGGCCCGAACCGUGGCAUUCGUUGGAUUACAGUGUGGAAUAUGAGGGUCAGACGAUCUUUUCGGUCCAGGGGUAUCCGUGGAGUAUUGGGCAACGACGGGUUUUCUAUGAUCGGUCUGGAUUGCCGCUUUUUGAGCUGCGGGGGCGGUGGUAUAACUCUUCGUGUUUGGAGUUGAGGCUACCGGGCGAAAUGGGACAUGUUAUAUUGUCUGCGAAGUUGAGGGUCGCGGUUCGAGCGCCGAAGGCGGUGGUCAGGUUCCGGAAUGCUGCCGUGUCUGAGCAGCGGAGAUCGAGGGAUGCUAGGAAAGGGAAGGCGAAGGGGAAUGUCGACGGCGAUGACGAUAAUAACGUUUGUCUACCUGGUUCCGAUGAGUUGAUGCUCGAAGUCCGUGAUGAAGAUCCGUAUCAUCAUACCCAGGUCCUGGUGCUUGGGGACCGAAUCGUGGCGCAUAUUCGUCUAGUGACGAACCCAGCCGAGCUUUCUGAAGGACCACAACCUCUAUCUCGAUGUCGGCCGAAGUGGGAAGUGAGAGUUGCACCGGGGGUGGAUGUGGCGCUGAUAGCGGUCGUGGUUGUUAUAUUAGGGCAACGGGUUACGGCGGAUGAGUAUGACGGUCGUGGAUCAGGGGACAUAUAA